AAAUCCUUUAAUAUUUAUUUUGUCAUAUUUUUAUUGUUGGGGAAGUUUAAUUUUAUUUGGUGAAAGUUAUGUAGGUCAGUAUAGAAAUACGGAAGUUUGAUAGAUAUAUGGUUAUUCUCCUGUCAUUAAAUGAAAAGAGAUAAAUAUGAAUAUUUCGAAACCAACCAAGUUCCAGCACAACAUACAUGCUACAUACGACCCUAGUAUUGGAGAUGUUGUUCUAUGUAAAUCUAAAUCUCUAAUGACAGAUGUAAAAGAAAUGAAUAUAUCGGGGCCAACUGAGUUCAAGCACAAUAUCCAUGCAAAGUGUGACCCAAGAACUGGGAAGGUUGUAAUGUUUUCACCGAAAGUAGAUUCAUCGAACAGCAUUGAUGACGAAAGUUAUGACUGUAACAAUUGCAAUGAACUGUACUACCAGUGGAAGAGGGAUCAAGUAAAAAUCAAAGAAUUACAAGAAGAAAACCAUUUUAUGCUGGCAAUGGCUGCCCGAUUAUGUUUAUUUGCAAGUAAUACAGACGGAUGUAAUGUAUCUGAUAAUGUAUUUGGGUAUUCAUCUUACGGGAAUGUGAAAAUGAGAGAAUUUACAGAAAGCAUGAACUUCAUUGCGCAGGCGCUAACAACUAUGGCAAAUAAUCAGCGAUGGUGUGACGAAACGAUGCAUCAAGAAAAAGUAGAAAUGCAAAAUGAGAUAUUAACGCUACAGAAACAAUUACGAGAGUCUCGUCAAAGUAGCGCUAAAGAAAUGAAUGCUACGAUGGUCCAGGCACAACACCAAUUCCAUGCUGCAAAACAAGAUUUUGAAUUAAGAGUUGAUAGAACAGAAAAGGAAUUAUACAUGCUGAAAUCACAUCUCAUUGGUCUUCAGGAUGAAAACGACAGUCUUCGGCAGCAGAUGAAGAAUGCAAAACUUCUUUUUACAGAAUGGCACUCCACAAGCUCAAGAGUAUCUUCAGCCUUAAAUCAAGACAUGUCUGUAUUUGAGCUGAAGAAAGAAAAUGAGCUAUUAAAAAAAGACCUGCAACAGCUUGAUAGUGACAGAAACCGUUUAAAUGAAGAAGUAACAACAACUAUGAACCAACUGCUAAAGACCAGGAAUUGCUCUUCAAGGCCUACAGUUCAAGAAAAUACUAAUUCCGAGGAGAAUGACAGAAAUGAAAAUGUUGACUGCAUAAAUCAACAUGCCACAUCUUCUGGGAAACAAGUAAGCUAUACCAUUACAGCAAGCGCAGUUAACUUUAUUGACAAAUCAAGUGUGAAAUAUGAUCAUAGAGGAGGGGAGAUAAGCGAAACAGUUAUUUGAAAUCGAGACUUGGUUAUCAAAAUGACAAAGAAAAACCCUAUGAAUGAAUAGUAUUUGUCUUGUCUGCAUAUUUAUAUACAGUUGUAGAUGUUCGAUAAUAAAAAUGUAUUGUAUGUUAAA
Messenger RNA from Mytilus californianus (California mussel), 1420 nucleotides. RefSeq lists its product as uncharacterized. The coding region runs from base 146 to 1300 and encodes 384 amino acids. NCBI's taxonomy places the organism in Eukaryota, Metazoa, Mollusca, Bivalvia, Mytilida, Mytilidae. The record is from RefSeq and is a predicted model, not a curated record. The transcript is spliced from 9 exons.